Molecule: messenger RNA, 1105 nt
Organism: Polistes dominula (European paper wasp)
Lineage: Eukaryota; Metazoa; Arthropoda; Insecta; Hymenoptera; Vespidae
Gene: Pmi
Product: Transmembrane protein Pmi
Biological process (GO): inner mitochondrial membrane organization
Cellular component (GO): mitochondrial inner membrane
Source: RefSeq, a predicted model, not a curated record
UGUUUCGAGUUUAGAACGACUGUUGUUCCAUCGUCCAUAAGAUUGCUUGUAAAGAUGGUAGAUAAAGCCGUUGACAGGGAUGAUAAUUCAAAAGUUGCAAUUAUUAGAGAAGUAUACGAUAGUGAAAAUGCUCACGAAACUUUUGAAUACGAGUUAGAAAGAGCUCUAGAAUCAGAAUGUACUUUAAUUAUUAUCGAACCAUCCAAAUUAGGAGAUGAAACUUCUAGGUGGAUAACAGUAGGAAAUUGUCUUCAUAAAACUGCAACGCUUUCUGGCUUAACGGCCAUCACAACAGGUCUUAUAUGGGGUGAUCGACCAUAUAUUUGUGGCACAUUAGGUUUUGUAUCACUUAUAACCUGUGGACUGUAUACAUUAUCUUGGCAAUUUGAUCCAUGUUGUCAAUAUCAAGUAGAAACUGACACGAGUAAGCUACCACAUAUGGAAGUGUUAGCUAUCUUAGGUCCCUCAUCGCCAACGUUCCUUGUGAGAAAGGACGAUACAAGGAGACGAAUUCUUCAUGCGAGUGUUACUCUUGCAGCAAUUAGUAUUAGCGCAUGGAGAAUUUAUCAAGCUUUUAAAUGAAGUUUUUAAUUGUUGAAAAUGAAUGAUAUCUUGUUUUUAAAUUGAAAAACAACAAUAACAUAAAAGGCCGUGCAAUACAUCAUCCACAAUAGAACAAACAGCAAGGGCCUAGGCAUAGGAUUCUUUAUAUUAGAAGAAAUACAGAAUCACAUUCGCUUUACAGUGAAGACUUUGUACCACGUCAAAAGUGUAUCUUCUGCAUCUGACUACUGCAUUUAGCUCCGGACAUAAUCUUCAGAGUUUAUAGGUGUUUUUACUCUGUGAUCCGUAAUUUACCGAUUUAACUAUAAUCAUUUAUUUUUUUUUUCUGUCACAAAUGAAUUGAAAAAAAAAAAAAAAAAAUAUUCCUAAUGAACUAAAACAAAAAAAAAAAAGUAAAAUAUGUGUUCUCUUUAAAAAUAUACAAAAUUACAACUUUAAAUAACGACAAGUUAUAAAUAUAGCAUUGUGUAUUUUUAGAUUGUAAAUAAUAUAGGUAGAUUGCACAGAACGCGAGAAUAAUAAAAAAAAAAAAAAAAAAAAA